GCGAGCGAGCUCCGAAAGCGAGAGAAGAGAGCAUUCAGUCGCUCGCCUGCUCUACAGCUGUAACGACACGCUACUUGUUAUUUCUUCGCCGUCGCUCGAUAAUAACUUCAACCAACAAGAUGCCUGCUGACAGCUACUUGAAAGCCGACCCAGAGCUGAAGAAGGAGCUGGCCGAGAUCGCCGCUGCGAUCGUCGCACCCGGCAAGGGUAUCCUCGCCGCCGACGAGUCGACCGCCACCAUCGGCAAGCGCCUCCAGAGCAUCAAUGUCGAGAACAACGAGGAGAACCGCAAGGCCUACAGGCAGCUGCUCUUCUCCACCUCCAAGGAUGUGAUCAAGGAGCACAUCAGCGGUGUCAUCCUCUUCCACGAGACCCUGUACCAAAAGGCCGAGGACGGCACCCCCUUCACCCAGCUGAUGAAGGAGCGCAACAUCAUCCCCGGCAUCAAGGUCGACAAGGGUGUCGUGCCCCUCUUCGGCACCGACGACGAGUGCACCACCCAGGGCUUGGACGACCUCCAGGCUCGCUGCAUCCAGUACAAGAAGGACGGCUGCCACUUCGCCAAGUGGCGCUGCGUCCUCAAGAUCAAGAAGGACUGCCCCAGCAAGCUGGCCAUCCUCGAGAACGCCAACGUUCUGGCCCGCUACGCCUCGAUCUGCCAGAGCGCCAGGAUAGUGCCGAUCGUCGAGCCCGAGAUCCUUCCCGAUGGUGAUCACGAUCUGGCCCGCUGCCAGCAGGUCACCGAGGAGGUCCUCGCCGCCGUCUACAAGGCCCUGAACGAUCAUCACGUCUACCUCGAGGGUACCCUGCUCAAGCCCAACAUGGUCACGCCCGGCCAGAGCUGCCCGAAGAAGGCCACGCCCCAGGAGAUCGCCUCGGCGACGGUGAUCGCUCUGCAGCGCACCGUGCCCCCGGCGGUGCCCGGCAUCACCUUCCUCAGCGGCGGCCAGUCCGAGGAGGAGGCCUCCGUCAACCUCGACGCCAUCAACAAGUACCCCGGCAAGAAGCCCUGGGCACUCACCUUCAGCUACGGUCGCGCCCUCCAGGCGUCCGUGCUCCAGGCUUGGGGCGGCAAGAAGGAACAGAUCCAGGCUGCGCAGGACGAACUCAUCAAGAGAGCAAAGGCCAACAGUGAAGCAGCGCUCGGCAAAUACGCCGGAGGUGUCAGCGGAGCUGCCGGAGAUACGGCACUCUUCGUCGCCAAUCAUGCUUAUUAAAUCUUGAUGCAUCUCAAUGUUAACUGCAGUUAUUAUCUCGAAGUUCUAUCGACAUCGCUGAAUUUUGGGAUAUGACGUUAAAAAGCAAGAAAAAAUAAUAACGAAGAAACAGAAAAGGAUUGCGAUAAUUGAGACAUUUGAUGUUAUGAAAAAAAAUUAUUAUCAUCGAAUAUCAAAUAUCAAUGUGUCUUUACGAGCAAAACUUAAUUUGCUUUGAUCAAUUUAUUUUAUUUUUAAAUUUUUCGAACGCAUGUAUAGAAGCGAUCCUUUUGUUUCGUGCAAUAGACGAAUGAAUAUUUUUUAACCAUAUAUGUUACGGUCUUGUAAAAAAAAAUCAACAAUAACAAUCCUCCAUCGAGUUAUCUACGAACACUGCACUCGUUGGCAAUGGCAAAGAGUAUAGUAACUCAACGAUAGCACCCUCGAUCUCGUAUUUUCUUACGUUCCAAAAAAUUGUAUUAUUUUGUCAAUAUCGCGUGAUACAAUACGAGACCCGACGGAAUGCAUCGUUUAUUAUUAAUGUAUACAUAAAAAAAUUAUCUAUUUAUAUACGUGUAUGACUUUAUUUUUAAAAAAAAUUUUAAGUUUAAAUCAUUUGAUAUUUGUAUGAUGUAUUAUUGUGAAUUUUCUCGAUGAUUUGAUUAUUAUAUAUUAUUAUAUUAUUUGUACACUUCAAGCGAAAAAAAAUCAACUUUUACGUUACCACAAAAUUUAUUAUUGUCUUUCAUUAAUGUCUGACUGUUUAAUGAUUGUUUUCACGUUGUUUUAAUGUUUAAGACGAUGUCGUCAGAUAUGGGAGUCCUAUUAAAUGUUGACAAUUAAUAGCUUUACAAAAGUUGAAUAAAAUCAUGUUAGAUAAAAAAAAGUUAUCAAGUUAAAGUGUACAAAAAA
This is a messenger RNA of Trichogramma pretiosum, 2108 nucleotides long. It is a transcript of the gene Ald1, whose product is annotated as fructose-bisphosphate aldolase. The coding region runs from base 120 to 1217 and encodes 365 amino acids. NCBI's taxonomy places the organism in Eukaryota, Metazoa, Arthropoda, Insecta, Hymenoptera, Trichogrammatidae. The record is from RefSeq and is a predicted model, not a curated record. Gene Ontology annotation, cellular component: cytosol. The transcript has 4 exons. Gene Ontology annotation, molecular function: fructose-bisphosphate aldolase activity. Gene Ontology annotation, biological process: fructose 1,6-bisphosphate metabolic process; glycolytic process.